This is a messenger RNA of Octopus bimaculoides (California two-spot octopus), 5089 nucleotides long. RefSeq names its product phosphatidylinositol-3,5-bisphosphate 3-phosphatase MTMR4. Gene Ontology annotation, biological process: regulation of autophagy; phosphatidylinositol dephosphorylation. Gene Ontology annotation, molecular function: phosphatidylinositol-3-phosphate phosphatase activity; metal ion binding; phosphatidylinositol-3,5-bisphosphate 3-phosphatase activity. Lineage: Eukaryota; Metazoa; Mollusca; Cephalopoda; Octopoda; Octopodidae. The record is from RefSeq and is a predicted model, not a curated record. Gene Ontology annotation, cellular component: membrane; cytoplasm.
UUUAUUUUUGUUUGUCAUCGUCCACGGAACGGACCUAACUUCACAGAAACAACAAACCUUUUUAUUUAUUAAAUCCUCCCUAACCAAAAAAAAAAACACAACAAUAAGCUGGUCUAUUUCCUAAUUCCAUCUUUUUCUUUGUGGAUUCUUCGUAGAAUUUCGUUUCUCUUUCCAACAGUUUAACACACACACCCCUCUCUCUCUGCCUACCUUUCUAUCUACCUGUCUAUAUCUAUCUAUCUCUUUCUCUGUAUGUCUUUUAUCCAGCCAUCCAUCUACCCUUUUUCUCUUUCUACUAUUCUAUCUAUCUAUCUAUUUCGUUUUCUUUCUCUCCCUCUCUUUAUCUACCUAUCUAUUCAUCUCUCUCUCUCUCUCCCUCUUUCUCUCCAUCUACCUGUCUGUCAGUCUCUCUCUCUCUCUCUCUUUUUUCUUCCUUCCUUCUCAGUCGUUAUUAAUAUUUUCCGACGUAAUUUCUCGCGUCUUUCGUCAAAAACCGGAGUUAACACAAAAAAAAGCCCAUAACCACCACCACCAUCACACGACCACCACCAACAACAACACUCCCACCACCAUCACCAACACCCUCACUAUCUCCAUCACCACCACCACCAAUAUUAUCAUCCCCGCCGCCACCAUCAUCAAAUAAAUAAACAGAAGAACAAGGAAGAUGUGCUAAUGUCCGCACAACUCUCCUAUCUCCGUGUCUGGUCGGAAAGGUGUGGUUUAGGGCUGGGAAGUUCCCUGUCCGGAGCCUGCAAGUCGCGAGUCCAACGUGAAAGAUUGAACAGCCACUACCUCACUCUGGAGGCUGAGGGACCAGCUUUCAGUGAGAACAAUCCCAACACCCACCAGAUGCCUGCCAGUAUGGCCUGUCAAGAUGAACCGUCAAAUCUGGAAUGCAUACACAAGUCGGAACUAUUUCCUAAAAAGGAACUGGUGACAGAAGAUCGCUACCUGCAGUUCCCUUUCCCUCUUUUGUGCGGAGAGUCUGUCGAAUACCUUGGCAAAAUAGACGAUGGCAUCAUAGCUCUGUCCAACUUCAGAGUCCUGAUCAAGUGCAAAGAUUUAUUUGCCAACGUCCCAAUUGGACUGAUUGAAUUCGUUGAGACCAGAGACAUUUUCUUUGUUUCUCUGUUUUGUAGGUGUUCGUUUGCCACAAAUGAAUUGUGCCAAGAUUGGUUUAAGCGGCUCAAUGCAGUCAUUACAACCCCAACACGAAUGGAAGAUCUGUUUGCGUUUGCAUUCCAUGCUUGGUGUGUGGAUCACUGCAACAGGGAACAGAACUCCUCGUGCUAUCAGUUGUGCGUGCAGAAUUCUCCAGUGGAAAGUUAUCAACUGCGUUUUGGUAAAGAAGUGAAACGGAUGAAUUUUGAUUUGAAGUCAGCAUGGAGGAUAUCUUACAUCAACGAAGAUUAUGAGAUUUGCCCUUCAUAUCCUGAAGUCCACAUUGUUCCUGCUGUUAUCACAGAUGAAGAAUUGAAAAAUGUUGCAAGUUUCCGAUCCAUGCGAAGGAUUCCGUCAGUGGUUUGGAGUUUUGGAAAUUAUGAGAUGACAAUGGGUAUAAGAGAGAAUUCCACCAAUGCUCUUGGUAUGUUGAUUAUCGAUGCUAGGUCAUACAGUGCAGCUAUUGCCAACCGAGCAAAGGGCGGUGGCUGUGAAUGUGCAGAAUAUUAUCCAAAUUGUGAGAUCCAGUUCAUGAACCUUGCCAAUAUACAUUCCAUCAGGAAAAGCUUCUGUGCCCUUAGGACUUUGUGUGGAUCAUCUCCUGAUCAAACAAACUGGCUGUCUGGGCUUGAAAAUACCAAGUGGCUUCACCAUAUUGCUAAUCUGCUGAAAGCUGCCUGUGUCGUUGCUAGUGCAAUCCACAAAGAAGGUAGACCGGUUUUGGUGCACUGCUCCGACGGCUGGGAUAGGACCCCUCAAAUUGUGGCCUUGGCAGAAUUGCUUUUGGAUCCAUACUACAGAACUUCCUAUGGAUUCUAUGUUCUUGUCGAAAGAGAAUGGCUACAGUUUGGCCACAAGUUUGCUGAUCGGUGUGGUCAUGAUGUCAACAACGGUGAUUCCAAUGAACGUUGCCCAGUCUUCUUACAAUGGCUGGACUGUGUACACCAGAUAUAUCGUCAGUUCCCAUGUGCUUUUGAAUUCUCUGAAGCCUUUCUGAUAAAAUUAGUCCAGCAUACUUACUCCCGCCUCUUUGGGACAUUUUUAUGCAAUAACGCCAAUGAGCGCAAGAAAGCCAAGUUGAAAACCAAAACAGCUUCUGUUUGGUCCCUCCUGUUGCCUGGCAACAAAAGGUUCACCAACUCCUUGUAUAACCCUUCAACAGAUCAGGUUCUCUAUCCAUCAUGCCAUGUUCUCAACCUAACCCUGUGGACCCACGUUUUUCUCUCAAACAAUUCCUUCUCCACCAGCUCAGACGACAUUGUCGGUACAAACGCAAGCGAUCAUUUCCUCGAUGAGCAGCAUAAAGUCGAUCACAACAACUUGGGCAAGACGCGCUCCUACGACGACUUGGUCGGUGUGGAGCACCCAGCCUAUUUCAGCAGAAGGUUGAGCGACCCGAACAUUGCUGUCGACAAUCAUGAGCAGGCAAUGUUCCCGGCCAAAGAAUGCAGCAACAGCGUGUACAGUCUAAUAAACGUGAACAGCAAUCAUUUAUUGGAAGAAACCAGUGCGAGCCCUCCCCAGGAACUGUUCAACGGUAACCACUGUGCUUCGACGCCCGACAGCGAACCAGCAGAUAACAUUGAAGAAGGGAACACAGAAAUGGAGUAUCAGAUAAAAUUCGGAGAAGAACUUCUCAACGGUGACAUCUUGACAAACCUUACAAACAGUGAGGUAAACGGCAAUUCCUCGCUCCCUUCUUUUAUUACAUCUGUCAGCAGUAAAUCACAUAGGACUUUGAACAAAUCUUCCCAGGUCUCCGUCAAUGAAACAUUUAGCAAUUCAAUAGCUCCCAUUGUAGAUGAACCUCUUAAUAAAUUAACCAAUUUCAGAAAUACCUGUACUGCUAAAACGUCAUCGUCAUCGUCGUCGAGCACAGCUAACUUGCCGGCCAAUGUUUACAUGAACGGCAACAUCGAGCACCAAAAUUCUAGUAGUAGUAGCAAUAGCAGCAGCAGCAGCAGCAGUAGUAGCAGUAGUAGUGAAGAAGACGACUAUAGUGCAAAAUGUAACGCGGAAAGGACUUUACAAAUUUACUCCAGUAUUAGUACAAGCACCAGUGAUAUUAGCGACUCCCGGAUAGACGCCAAUGGUGGCGACUCUUCUUCUUCUUCGGCAGUGCCACCGGCAGUCUCCCCGGCCGAGACUGAAUAUCGGUCUAUCCCCCGCUCAUCUCUAAAGUUCAACUAUUUGUUUGAAAGUAAAAUGAAUAUCUCCAAGACAAAAUCUUGUCCCAGCACACCAAAUAUACCCAUGGCACAGUGUCUGAAAAGAGCACUCACCCCAGUGACACCUGCUGCUGAAAGUAAGGUCCAACCAUUAUUGAAACAGUGUAGCACAGCCCAAAACCAGACCAGCUUUAAUGUCACAAGACACCUGGAUCCAGACGGUUUGACCACCCACCCUGAUACAGUUCAACAGAGAGUGAACGAGAUCCGUUCAGAUUAUCACCAAACAAUUGAAAUACAGAAACGGCAUCUUGAGCAAUUAGCGACAUUAUAUCAAGCGUCGGCCUUCAACGGCACCGUUCGGCAAAUAUCCGAUAAAGAUGAACUCAAAUGUUGCUACGAGAUCCCUCUGCUGUCUUAUCUGGACGAUAAGGAAAAGGCAUCCCUGCCUGAAUCGUCUGGGAGUGGGGAGCCUCACUCGCUGGGACACUGCAGCAAUGCAGCUUCUGACGUCAGCUGGGAGCAUAUAGAUGAAAAGGACUCUAAAAUGACCCUUUGGGUUCCAGACCAUGCAGUGACCCACUGUGCUGGGUGUGAAGCUGCCUUCUGGUUUGUGAGGCGUAAACACCACUGUCGAAAUUGUGGUAAGGUUUUCUGUGGUAAAUGUGCCAACACUUAUAUGCCAAUUCCUCACCAACAACUGCUAGAACCAGCCAGAGUGUGCCGCAGCUGUUUGCCAAAGCUACAGAACUCCUUUCCAGAUAACUAUGGUUUUUUCGCAUUUGAACAGCCACUUGUUGCAGCUGCUGCAGCCGCUGGUGCAUCUUCUAAUUGAGCAGAUUGCAUCUUGAAAUGCGCACUCUAAAAAUGCACACACACACACACACAUACACACUCCCUCUUUCUCUCUCUCCCCAUCUUUUUUUCUCUCCCCUUUUUAUUGCUAUACACGGAAGUGUGUGUGUGUGUGUGUGUGUGCAUAUAUAUGCAUGUCAUUUUGUAUAUAUGUGCGAGUGUAUGUGUGUAUAUGUAUAUAUUCUGUGUAGAUGCAUUUCUGUGCAUGAGUGUCUGUACGUGUAUAUAUGUGUGUGUAUGUAUGUGUGUAUAUAUGUGUGUGUGUUUAUAUAUAUAUAUAUAUAUAUAUAUACACCCACCACCACUCCCCCCUUGACUGCUACAGUAUCUACCAUUGUUAGUUCUGUAGCAAAAUUUGGUGAGAAAAUCCUUUAGGGAAUAUCUUGGACAAUUUUUAUUUCUGAGUAAUUUUCCACCACACCUGCCAACCCCCAUCCCCUGCGUUCUUCUAUUCUGCAUUAGUAUGUCUCUAUGCCCUCUUGUAUAUAUGGUGUGCAUAUAUAUAUAUAUAAAUAUAUAUAUAUAUAUAUAUAUAUAUAUAUAUAUAUAUAUAUAUAUAUAUAUGUAUAAAUGUAUGUAUGUAAGUGUUGGGAUGUAUAUAUUUGUUGCCAUACUCGUAUCGAGUUUAGCAACCAAUCUUACGUAUUAACACACAUGUAUAUAUGCGUGUGUGUGUAUAUAUAUACAUAUAAAUAUAUAUUUAUAUGUAUGUAUACACACUCACACACACACAAAUGUGUAUUUAUACAUGUGUGCGCAUGCAAGUGCUUGUAUGCAUGCAUGUGUAUGUAUGUGUGUGUGUGUGUGUAUAUAUAUAUAUAUAUAUAUGGAUGUAUGUAUCUUCAAAAUAUGUGUUUACACUUUGAAUGAUACAGGUUGUGCUUUGGUUUUUUUUUUUUUUU